AUGCCCCUAACAUUCAACCACCCCACCGCCCUCCUCCUAAUCGACAACCAAAACGGUUUCACCCACCCAACGCACUGGGGCCCGUCACGCUCGAACCCCAACUACGAGACAAACAUCCAAUCCCUCCUGACCACCUUCCGCAACACCCUCACAUGUCCCACUGGAUCUCCCACUCAUCAUGAAAUAAUCCACAUCUUCCACUCCUCGACAACCCCCACCUCGCCCCUCCAUCCAAUCUACAUCACUCCCACCGGAGAAAAAGGCAUCGACCCUCUCCCUAUCUGCAUGCCACUCCCAACCGAGAAACAGAUCUGGAAACAUGUCAACUCGUCAUUCAUCGGCACGGAACUGGAAGAAUAUCUCCGCGAGAAGGGAAUCAGACAAUUGAUUGUGGCUGGGUUGACUACGGAUCAUUGUGUGUCGACGACGGUGCGGAUGGCGGCUAAUUUGGGGGUUGUGGAUCGACCAGUUAGAACUGGGGGUGAGGAGGUGGAUAAAGGACGGAUUGUUCUUGUUAGCGAUGCGACUGCUACGUUUGCCAAAGGAGGGUGGGAUGCUGAGACGGUGCAUCAGGUGUCGGUUGCGAGUUUGGAUGGCGAGUUUGCCGAGGUGGUUGGGGUGGGGGAGGUGGUGGGAGCAUUGGAUCAUUAUUCUGCUUCGAGCUAG
This is a messenger RNA of Aspergillus niger, 666 nucleotides long. RefSeq lists its product as uncharacterized. Lineage: Eukaryota; Fungi; Ascomycota; Eurotiomycetes; Eurotiales; Aspergillaceae. Bases 1 to 666 code for a protein of 221 amino acids. The record is from RefSeq and is a predicted model, not a curated record. The transcript has a single exon.